AACACAAGCUUGCAUGUGGAAUAUGAGUCAUAACCUCUCUUCUGCUACUGACUCACUUGGGACUUUGAGGGUCGCGUGUUAGUCUUGUUGGAGGGGGUGCAGGCUCUUUAUUACUCAGUGACAGAGCUGGCAGAUGUCCCAAGUGAGAGAACCUCUUCCUCCGGGGCCUGAAGGGCCAGAGCAAGCUCCGACUGAAAACAGCUCUUUGAUCUCUCUCCCUCGAGAAAAAACUGGCCAAGAGGAUACUGUGGCAGAAGAUAAAAACAUACAACAGCCUUCCAGUAACCAAAGUAUACAACCAGAGAUACAAGACCAGCCUGUCUGGGGAAAUCGCACUGAUGGUGACCUCAUCAGAACACAACCUCAACGUUUGCCUCAGCCAAAUACUUCAGCACUGGAAAGGGGUGAGGAAGAAAGUGUUAAAAUCCAAAACGGCCAUGUGGGUCUAAGUAAUGGAAGUGGAAUUCACAACGGGGUCAAGCACACGCCUGCAGACAACAGAAAACUUUCAGCUCCUGUUUCAGAAAAAGUGCACAGAAAAAUUCAUUCUACCUUGUCUGUCAACAGCAACUGCAGCAAGAAGAGUAAGAUAAGCUCUGUGUUUUCUCAAAAGCCAGGUACUUCACCUGAAGAUUGCUGUGUUCACUGUAUCCUGGCUUGCUUGUUCUGUGAAUUUCUCACCCUCUGUAACAUUGUUCUGGGACAAGCAUCCUGUGGCAUCUGCACAUCGGAGGCCUGCUGCUGUUGCUGUGGGGAUGAGAUGGGGGAUGACUGUAACUGCCCGUGUGACAUGGACUGUGGCAUAAUGGACGCAUGUUGUGAAUCUUCAGAUUGCUUGGAAAUCUGCAUGGAAUGCUGUGGGAUCUGCUUCCCAUCAUGAAAUAUUUAUCCCUUUUUAUUCUCUAUAUAACUGGAGAGCUUUUCUUUAAAUAUAUUUGAAGAAAGACAAGGUAAGAUUUUCACACAUUGCACUGUCAAUUCCCUAUAUGUAUUUUUUUUAAAGCAAUCCUCAAAUAUGUAUUCUAACACAAAUUGUAUAGUUUUGUAUACGGAACUCAAGCUAUGUUCCACCUUCGUUUUGACUUUGCAAGCGGAAGACUUAUUGACACCACAUUAUAGGCCUGGUCCCUCAGGCUGUAGGAGGGCAAAUCUGCCAUUUGAAUUGAGUAACAGGUUUUGGUCAGAGAAGAGACUACAGUGCAAAGCCUUAAGGAUUUGCCUUUACUACAUUAAUGUUUAAAUGCUUAAAUGCCUCUGUGCAUAACAUGCCUUUACAGGCAUUCUGAAAAGUCAAAUGUCUUUAUUUCAGUCUCUUUGGGUUGAAAGCAACUUAGCUCUGUUAUUUUAAAAUUCAUUCAAAAGUCAGCAUCAGGAAUCUACUGUUGGUUUUGCUGCAUUGGUCACCAUGGCAAUACAGCUUGUUUUGAAUAUCUUACUGGUUUGAGAGAGAUUCCUUGUAUUUUCCAUUGUCAAUAUUGAUACUAUGAGAAGAUUUGGCAAACUAAAGCAAAUUUAAGUUUUGUCAUGAAUUAGAGUACCAAGAUUUUGUUAUCAAUCAAGAUAGAAUAGAGAACUUCUAUUUUACUUCCGUACUAAUAUUACUUGAAAUGCUUCUUUGUAGAAAGAGACUUUAGAAAUAUGUGUGGACAUGAAAUAUAUCCUUAAAACUGACAGAUUAACUAAUAGACUAACAAAUCUUCAAAAUUUGGCUAUAAAAGGAAAAUUAUUAGAAGCUAACUCAGGAAUCUAAACCUAUACAUUAAGGGGCCCUGUCAAGUGUUUGUGGCUUUAGACCUAGUGUCAUAUAACAUAGUAUUUAUUUCUUCACUAUGUGAGAAAGAUCUUCAGAGGAUGGCAGAAUUUAAACAGGCUACAAAGGCCAACUUAAAAUGGAUCAAGGAAUUCUGUCAUUGAAUAUAUAAUGUAAAUGCAAAAAUAUUUAUUCUCACAUACAUUUUAAGUGUUAUUUUUAGACAAUUGUUAAAAAAAAGGAAUUUUUAAAAAGUAUAUGACAUCCUUUAAAAAUAAAAGGACUGGGAUUUAAAAUGUUUGGAAAAUACAGUUAGGAUCCAGUGGGCAACUUUUUCCUUUAUUAUACAAUUAAUAUUUUUAUAAAAAUAUUUCUCUUUGUCAUUGCAGUUGAGAAAUGAAAUCGGUCCAGCACAUAGAUGGCAUUCCUAGAUUUAGGAAAUAAUGGUACCCAUUUUCUCCACCAUCUGCUAGUUCCUCACUUCCAUUCCUGUAGCUCAUUGACUUUUUUGUGUAAAAUGCCUACAUCUCGUGAUCUCACAUACUUAAACUUUCCUACCUACACUCCAGACUUUCCUUUUGUAGAUUAUUGGACCUCAUAAAUUUGGGUCUUGUUGCAAGAGUCAUUGAUAGACAAUAGCAAAUUUCUGCUGAGUGAAUUUACCGUACAUGUCUCUUUCCACUGUAGUGAAUUCAAUUUAUGCAAAUGUGACAAGCUAAAGAUCACAGGAAUGUGAAGCUAAGUCAACAAAUGGUCUGAUAUUAACCAAAGCUUCUCCCUGUGAACACUGACUAGUAGUGCCUACUACUGCAAGUUAUCAGUGAAGGUAACAUAGCCAAAUCCUCAACUAUACUAGGAAGCUGAGAAGUAUUACAUUUUAUCUUAACAUAUGCAAUAUUGUGGUGUAUUAUGAUAUAAUGCAGAUUUUACUCACAGGGUUUCUCACCUGUUUUUUUGAUAGUUACAACAAGAAUUGAUCUUACCGUGGGUUUUUUUCCCCACGUAUUGGACCAAAUUCAGAUCUGUGUUGCAUAAAGUACAUUUCCAUUACUGUCAGAAUUUUUUUAUUGGUUUAGCUCCAUCUAAAGAGCAAAAAGAUAUUAUGGUAAUAGGCAGGCUAAUAAGGAAUUGUAUAGUUAAACUGAUAAAUUCCCAGAGCUCAGAAUCAGGCCCAUGGGGCUCAAUUAUGACUCCUAAAAGUCUAAACUACAUUGGGAAGGGGGAAAAGGUGCCUUGGUUGAGUGGCAGUGCCUGGAGGCAUUUUGCCUUUGUAAGGCAUAAUGCCUCUGGGGAAAUUGGGGGCAUCACAGCGAGCACUGGGACUCGAUGCACCUUGGAAAAAGUCUAGGUGGUGCUUCACCCAUCCUAGGUCUAUGGUUGACAACUCUGAUGGUGGGACAUGCUCCCUGGGGCUAGGCAGCACCGUGAAACGUCCUUCGUCAUGUCCUGGUCACAGCGGAGGUGAAUUAUGGUUGUUUCUUUUCUGAUAGUGCUUUCUGGAACAAGGAAGAGAACUUCCAGUCUGCUGUCCUGCCCCAAUGUCCAUGCCCACUUCCAGUUUUGUGCUUAGAAAACUGCACCUUUGCCUUUAGUAAAUAAUCAAUGUUAGUAAAAAUUACUUUUACCACAGUAUGAUAUUGUUUUAAAGAAAGGAAAAAUUCCAACCUAGGGAGUCCUUUUUCUGUAUAAAAGUUUAGCUAUACAGUUUGCUCUGCACAAACCCUUGUUUCUACUUACAGGAAUUCAGAGGGGUUUUUGAUUUAUUGAAAUGAGGAAAACCUGGGACAUGUACUUGCUGUUAAGCAUUCACUUCCAGUAUUUUUAAAUUACAAAUAAUAAUCAUAAGAACUUUGUUCAUGCAUAGAUGCAUAUGUGUACAGAUUCUCUCUCUCUCAUACACACAUGCACAUAUGCAGAUAUAUUAUUUCUUUUCCUACUUCAUUUGUGAAAUGCACGGAAGUGAAAAUAGUGUUUAUUAACCCUCCUGGUGAUUAGAAGUGUCAAAGUAUUACAGACAUUUGAAAAAAAAAGUUGUGUGAAUUGUUUGACAUUUAAAUGUAAUCUGCUACUGUGUGUCAUAGAGAUAUUAGCACUUUUGUAAAAUGUAUCUUUGAAGCAAGAAAUAUUAGUAUGUAGUUUAAGGAAUUCUUUUCUAUAUUUAUAUUCUUCUGUUUUGUAAUUUUCACUAUAUAGGCAAUCUUGUAAGCACCCCGUGUAAUUAAAACAAGCAGAAUUAGGGGUCAAAUGUGAAAAUACAGUUUAAAUGAAAUAAAAACAUCAGAACUUAACUGUCUAUUUUAUAAUAAGUCUUGUGAACUUGUACAGUGUCUCAGUAUAUAGUUCUGCAAACUGGUCCAUUUGAAAAAAAUAGUAACUUGCUAUUUGUAUGUUCUAUCAACUGGAUGUGCUAUUCUCAAACACUAUUUUGAAAUAAAGAUCUUUAUU
This is a messenger RNA of Indicator indicator, 4195 nucleotides long. RefSeq names its product MyoD family inhibitor domain containing (gene MDFIC). The transcript has 5 exons. The record is from RefSeq and is a predicted model, not a curated record. Lineage: Eukaryota; Metazoa; Chordata; Aves; Piciformes; Indicatoridae. The coding region runs from base 134 to 880 and encodes 248 amino acids.